Messenger RNA from Parasteatoda tepidariorum (common house spider), 1677 nucleotides. RefSeq names its product Cytosolic thiouridylase subunit 2 (gene Ctu2). Gene Ontology annotation, cellular component: cytosol. Lineage: Eukaryota; Metazoa; Arthropoda; Arachnida; Araneae; Theridiidae. Gene Ontology annotation, biological process: tRNA wobble position uridine thiolation. Gene Ontology annotation, molecular function: tRNA binding; sulfurtransferase activity. The record is from RefSeq and is a predicted model, not a curated record.
CGAUAAUGGCGUCUUUUCUCGAAUGAAAACGAGAUUGGAUUCUAAAAAAACAGCAUAGUUAUAAAUCUAAAUAGUAGAGAGGCAAAUUUGGGUGGAUAAAGAUAAUUUAAAUAGAGCUUUAAGCAAAACAAUUUUCGCAGUGAAAUUCAUCACCGGUUAUUGCAUAAAGCAUCACUCAAAAAUAAACAUUUGCAUGCAUUUUUCAAGUUUUAAGAUAGAUGUAAAGGUUUUAAAAUAAGUACAUUUAAAAGAAUCAGAAUACUCGUUUGGAAAUGUGUGACGGCAGUGGAGAUAUAGAGGAUUUAGCUCCUGUAUCUCAAUAUCAAAACAAUAAGACUUCAAAAACAUCUUACAACAAGUGUAAAAAAUGUGAAGAGAAGCCAGUUGUUCUUCUACAAAAGAAAGAUCCAUUUUGCAAGUCAUGCUUUUUUGAAUACUGCAAUCACAAAUUUCGAUCUACAAUCGGGAAAACCAAAAGGGUGAAACAUGGGGACAAAGUAUUGAUAGCUUGUUCAGGGGGAAGGAAAUCAACUGCGAUGCUUCAUAUGACCAAACAGGCAUUGGAUUCUGCAUCUGCCAAGCAAAUAUCUUUUACUCCUGGAAUUCUAUACAUUGAUGAAACAGUGUUGUCUCCUUUUAUAUCUGAGAAAAUUGUGAAUUCAAGUCAAGAUAUUGUUUGCAAAUUGGAAGAAUAUGGCUACCCUGUUUUUAUUAGCCUUCUUGAAAUGGUUUGCAAAUUAAACAAUAAAGAAAUUUACUGGAAUUCCUCAUGUUUGAAAGCUUCAGAUAAAGUACCAGAUUUAGAAUCACAAAACUGGUUUCAAGUUUGUAUGAGUGACAUGAGUUUAUCCGAAAGAUACGAUCUGCUAAAACAUAUGAGAUUAUUAUUAAUGACUGAAAUAGCUAAUCAGAUGGGAUAUCAUUACCUAUUUGUUGGAGAUUCUGGUAAUAGCUUAGCAGUAAAUUUAUUGACUGACAUAAGUCUUGGAAGGGGCUCACAAAUUUCAUCUGACACAAGUUUCUAUGACUCACGUUACAAAGUGCCUAUUUGCAGACCAAUCAGAGAAUUUCUGGAUAAAGAAUUGCUAAUCUACAAUCAUUUGCAUGGUUGCUCUUAUAUGGUUAAUCCUGACUUGCUCACUAAGGUAAAUCCAACAUCUUGCAUACAGAAAUUGACUGAAUGUUUUGUUACUGAACUUCAAGAACAAUUUCCAGCAACUGUAUUCACUAUAUUCAGAACUGGAGGCAAGCUAUCUCUGGACAGCUCAUUAUUAGCUGAGGAAAUCUGUUUAAUUUGUAAAUCAAAGUUGGACAAUGUAGAUCCUGAUCCUUGUUCUGCCGUGGAAGCUCUCAAAAUUUCAGAAAGUGUAUCAGCCGUAGAGUCCAGUAUGAAAGAGCAAGAAAGCAAUUUCUUUACUGAUCCUUCAGCUGGCUUUAAAAAUAUGAAUAUUUCAAAUAAUUUGUGUUAUGGCUGUUCUACACUUUUUCGUCAUAAGAAGCUGACAGGAAGCAAAAUGUAUGAUUUUUAUCAAAACAUAUUAAGAGCUGAACUCGAAUAUUUAAACAAAGACAUAAAGCCAUUGGAGGAUGAAACAGAAACUGUUUAUUCUUGAUGUAUGAGUUUUUUUUUUCAUACAUAAAAUAUUUUUAUUUGUAAAUAAAAUAUUUCUAUUUAAA